Molecule: messenger RNA, 594 nt
Organism: Ogataea haglerorum
Lineage: Eukaryota; Fungi; Ascomycota; Pichiomycetes; Pichiales; Pichiaceae
Exons: 2
Coding region: 1-594 (197 amino acids)
Biological process (GO): protein phosphorylation; circadian rhythm
Source: RefSeq, a predicted model, not a curated record
AUGAGAAUAGUGCUGCUAGAUGCAAGCGCGCAUAUUUGCCGGCUCUGGAAGGCAGAAGUGGCACGACUGAAAAACGAGGUGGCUGAUGCGAUGCGCUGGGGCGACGACAAACUGGAGGUUUCUAUUUUCAACGGGGAUCUGGAGACCCUUGAGCUUCGCACCGACAAGGAAACCGUCUUUUUCUCGCCGGGCAACUCCUUUGGUGGAAUGGCCGGCGGCUACGACAGGGCGUUGGCGCACCUGUUUUCCGACGCUGGUGACUGGAAAACGACCGACCAGUACGUCAAGAACUGGAUUCUCGAAAACAGUCACGGGUACUCGGCUCCAGGGACUGCGCGACUGAUCCGCUUCAGCAGGCCAGACUCGCCAGCCUGGCGAAAGUACAGGGCCAGCGCGAUUCUGCACGUCCCUACAAUGAGAACUCCAGAGUUUCUCGGGUUUUCAGAUGAACAGACAAUACGUUCCGUUUUUGACUGGACCUGGCAGAUGGCUCGUGUGCCGGACGAUGGUGGCGGCGAUCGCCAUGUUUGGCAACCGAAUGGGCAAAGAAGUGCUGUCCUACCUGGACAGCCCGUACCAAAGAAGCAAAAUUGA